This is a messenger RNA of Chelmon rostratus (copperband butterflyfish), 1310 nucleotides long. RefSeq names its product purinergic receptor P2Y11 (gene p2ry11). Gene Ontology annotation, biological process: G protein-coupled receptor signaling pathway; cellular response to ATP; calcium-mediated signaling. Gene Ontology annotation, molecular function: neurotransmitter receptor activity; G protein-coupled ATP receptor activity. The transcript has 2 exons. Gene Ontology annotation, cellular component: plasma membrane. The coding region runs from base 207 to 1136 and encodes 309 amino acids. The record is from RefSeq and is a predicted model, not a curated record. NCBI's taxonomy places the organism in Eukaryota, Metazoa, Chordata, Actinopteri, Chaetodontiformes, Chaetodontidae.
AUUAGCUCACUCACAUAUCUUGCUAAGAUAACUCUGAUGGUUAAGUCGCUUUUCAAACUUUCUUUACACAUAUCACACAGGAAAUGAACACUCAGGUCAUAAGCUUCUCUACAGAACAACACUUUGCAAAUCUGCCCUCGGAUAUUGGACAAUACAAAUUGCAUGAAAGCAGCUGGAUAACAAAAUAAUCUUCAGCAGAAAUCAAGAUGGUACAUAAUUUCACUCAGUGUCAGAAGUUUCAAAUGGCCCUGCUGCCCUCAGUGUAUGGGGUGGAGUUCGUUGUGGCUCUGGCAGGAAACCUGUUCGCCCUGUGGCUGCUGCUGGCCAGAGAGAGAAGGGACUGGCACACUGGCGUCGUUUUGUCAUGUAACCUGGCAAUCAGUGACCUGCUGUACGUGCUGACCCUGCCUUUGCUGAUUGUCUACUACUCACUGGGGAAAAACUGGAUCUUUGGCGAUGCUGUGUGUAAAAUCGAGAGGUUUCUUUUCACCUGCAACCUGUAUGCGAGCAUCUUCUUCAUCAUGGCCAUAAGCGUGAACCGAUGUGUGGCCCUCAUGUAUCCCUUCUUUACCCGAUCCCAUGUAGUGCCUGCCCACGCCAAGGCCAUCAGUGUCAUCAUCUGGAUCAUUGUGGGAGUCACUUCCUGCCCAGUGUUGAAAUUUGCCUCUGUUUGUGAACAAGAUAACAAGACUCAGUGUGUAUCCUUCUGUAGCAAGAUUCAUGGGGAUGAAAGCCCUCACUUCACUUACAGAAUCUUUCUUGCUGUGUUUGGAUGUCUUUUCCCCUUCCUGGUUACUUUAACGUCUUACUGUGUGGUGAUUCGGGUGGUGUGGAAAAAUGCCAGUAUAACCACACUGGAGAAACGCAAGGUAGCCCUGCUAGUCGCGUCAGUUCUUGUGCUGUAUGCCAUUUCCUUUGUGCCGUACCACCUCCUUCAGAUCUAUCACUUCUAUCUGAAGAUCAAUGGCAACAAGUCUAGCUGUGAGGUCUACGACAUGUACCAAGUGUCCAAGGGACUGGCAGCUCUGAACAUGUGUAUCCAUCCAAUCCUUUACAUGGCUGUGUUUGACAGUAUAAGAGUCGCUUGUUGUGGUAAGAGCUCAGAGGACAACAGCAGGAGAGAGAUGAGGAAGUAGAGCUGUUCCUCUACAAGUUAUCUGGGAUGUACAUUAUUAAUUCAUGCUGUAAAACUUAAUUCUACACAGGAUUUUUUACUGAGGAGGUCUUGCUCUGAUUACUGAUACUGCUGAAAUGUAUUUUUCUACUAGCUGAAACAUGACUGUAAUAAAGAUUCUUUUGUUGUUGUAAUG